UGGUGAGUUCGCUCGGGUCCGAUCGAGUGGCUCGCGUUUGAUUUUUUAAUCGAGCUGCCUCGCGCCCCAGGGACACCGCGGCUCGCGCUCGAAUCUCCCGGAACCGGGGACUCGUGUCAACUCGUGUCAGCCUGUCAGGAGGAUGUCGAACGUGGGCAAUUUGGAGCAGCAGAUCGCGAGCCUGCAGAUCGGCGAUGAGGCCGCCAAGGGUACCGUCAAGCCCGGCAAGAAAGUUGGGCCCGCGGUGCCGCCGAAGCCGAAAAAGUCGCAGCCCCAGAAACAUAUCAAUUCUACUGAGAUCAAUUUACUUUCUCUUUCUUCUGAUACCGCAAAGUUACACCAUAAAGAGUCCAUCCGUCCCAUCGUACAGCACGGUCCUCAACAACACGUCGACAAGCGACAAGAGCCCGAAUUUGUACAUGAACGCGCCCUCGCCAUACGUCCCGUUGGACAUAAAGAAUGACUUUUCGCAGAUGGCACCCGCGAAUGGAGGCAAGGAGGCGUCGAAGAUUUACCAAAACGACAAUCUGUAUGUGCACCAACCGGAGGAAAAGUUCGAGCCAAAGUACAGAUACGACGAGAAGAAUUAUUAUUCCAAUAUCGGGAACAUGCCGGCGCCCCAGGUACCUGUCGUGACGGACAAUCGCGCGAAUAGGGCAUGCACGAAUGCGGUCUACAGCAACAUAGAACCGCCGGUGCCCACAGUGGGCGCAUAUGAAUAUCCGUACGAGAUGAAUAAGGAAAUCAUAUACAGUAACAUUCAGUGGAAUCCUAAAACGGAAAACACAUACUGCAACGUUCCUGCCGCACACGGAGCUGAUGAUUUGCCACCACCACCGGAACCGUCAGAGUAUGUUUCCUGCAUACCUGGAAAUUCAUUUCCACCGCCGCCUGACGAGCUGCCUCCACCACCGAGUCCCGUCUCAUCUAGUUACAGCGAACUGAGACGUGCCACUUACCAAACUGAUUUUCCAUCGGGCAAUUAUCCAGCUGAUAUUUACGGUCCGAGUUCUCAGUCCAGCUCGACAUACGAAUCUAUAUACGAGCCUAUUAAUCCCAGACCACCGUCGCAAUUAUCGUGUAACUAUUCCAUGUACUCCGGAUACGGAUCGGCUACAUCUACUCAACCACAAGGCAAGGUGUCUCCCGUUAAAGAAGUUGACGUUCUUACGGAUCUGUUGGUUCAAGGGAUGGAAGAUAAUAAUGAAGACAGCGAUAUAUAUGGCAUUUGCGCGCAAUGCGGGCGCAAAGUUGAGGGAGAAGGAACGGGAUGUUCGGCAAUGGAUAAGGUCUUUCAUAUAAGUUGCUUCUGCUGUUUCGUAUGCAAGGUUAAUCUACAGGGAAAACCCUUCUAUUCACUCGAAGGCAAGCCCUAUUGCGAGAAGGAUUAUCUCAAUACUCUGGAAAAGUGCUGCGUUUGUACUAGACCGAUACUGGAUCGGAUAUUGAGAGCUACUGGCAAACCAUAUCAUCCUUCAUGUUUCACCUGUGUCGUCUGCGGACAGAGUCUAGAUGGUAUACCGUUCACCGUGGACGCUACAAAUCAAAUACACUGCAUUCAGUGUUUCCAUAAGAAAUUCGCUCCACGUUGUUGUGUUUGCAAACUUCCUAUAAUGCCCGAGCCUGGUCAAGACGAGACUAUACGAGUGGUAGCUCUAGAUCGCAGUUUCCACAUUCAAUGCUACAAGUGCGAGGAUUGUGGAUUAGUACUGUCAUCCGAUUCAGAAGGACAUGGCUGCUAUCCUCUGGACGAUCACAUCUUGUGCAAGAGUUGCAACGCCACUCGCGUCCAAGCCUUAACGUCUCAUAUGACGACCGAAUUAUAAACUAUCGGGAUCGACAGGUUUAUACAAUUUGCACUGUGAAACUUCGCGAGUAUAGAAGAAAUUUUAAAUCAAGUAUUGUUGUGAUUAACUGUGUAGCGCUAUAUGUACUGCUAUAUACACGGUAUUAUAGAUUCUUUUUGCAUACCGUUUUUUCCAUUCCGCUAUUCACAUCUCGUGUUCAAAACCGACAUUUGUUAUUCUAUUAUAUCACAACGAAGAAACAUUUUUUAAAUACUUUUAGCAGAAGGAAAUUUAUACUGCCCAUGAUACUUUUUUACAAUUUUACACGAAAAGAAAAUUAUUAACAAUUAUUUGUAUCUUACUAAUCUUUAACAGUUAUAAAAUCAAUACAUUACAAUUCCGCUACUGCCAUAGCCGAAGCAUUCUCUUAGUAAGUUAUGGAAUAAUGUUCCGAAUUAUAGUAGAUAUAAGCUCGACGUUCGAGGUAACCUUCCUGCAGAUGUGAUUAUCAUUGUGAUUCUAGUAAAGUAUUCAAUGUAUCGUAAAGUAUUUAACGCGUAGUUGUCGACAAAGGAAUACCGCUUCGAUUCAUUUAUUUAGAGAUAGACAACUUAGAUUCGGGGAGUAGAGAAUUAUUAUUGACAAUAUCGGUAUAUUAUUGCAAGAGAAAGCGUGCCAUUUUUUUCUUGUAAACGUAUCUGUUAAAAUCGAGAUCUUGCGAGAUUAUAGAAAGAAAAAGACGGACGCUCAAUCCCAAAUACCUUGCGAUUCAAUCAAUUUCCCGAACUCUUUCGCAUGGGUAAAAUAUUACAUCGAGGAGAGACUUAUAUGAUCUCUGUAUUAUAGUAUCAAUAAAAAUACAGUUUGUUAUUUA
Messenger RNA from Monomorium pharaonis (pharaoh ant), 2661 nucleotides. It is a transcript of the gene Zyx, whose product is annotated as lipoma-preferred partner homolog. The record is from RefSeq and is a predicted model, not a curated record. The coding region runs from base 195 to 1826 and encodes 543 amino acids. The transcript is spliced from 7 exons. Gene Ontology annotation, cellular component: stress fiber; focal adhesion. Gene Ontology annotation, biological process: cell-cell adhesion. NCBI's taxonomy places the organism in Eukaryota, Metazoa, Arthropoda, Insecta, Hymenoptera, Formicidae.